Molecule: messenger RNA, 1545 nt
Organism: Penicillium maclennaniae
Lineage: Eukaryota; Fungi; Ascomycota; Eurotiomycetes; Eurotiales; Aspergillaceae
Product: putative plasma membrane antiporter
Exons: 10
Coding region: 1-1545 (514 amino acids)
Biological process (GO): sodium ion export across plasma membrane; proton export across plasma membrane; regulation of membrane potential
Cellular component (GO): plasma membrane
Molecular function (GO): sodium:proton antiporter activity
Source: RefSeq, a predicted model, not a curated record
AUGCUUCAUCCGAUCCUCGAUAUCAGCAACUUCAAUGUGGUUCUUACAUUCUCUGGCAUCUUCUUACUGGUCUUUGGAUUCCUUUCGCUCAAGGUCAAACAGAAAUGGUACCUUGGCGAAGCAUUGCCGUCCUUUGUGAUCGGCGCGCUACUUGGGCCAUUCUGUACGAACUUGAUCAAUCCGAGCAGAUGGAGUGAUACCGAUAAAGACGGGGACAUUGCCUACGCAUUGACACGAAUGGUGAUUGGCAUCCAAAUGGUGAAAGUGGGCUACGAAUUGCCGAAACAAUACCUGCGACGACGCCUUGUCGAGUUGACGAUCUGUCUGCUUCCUCUUAUGACCAUACAGUGGCUAGCGACAUCAUCCUGUAUCCUGCUGAUGGUGCCUCAUCUAUCCUUCCUGACAGCCUUGAUCAUCGGAUCUUGUAUCAUUUGCAUCGACCCUGUCCUGUCCCAAGCCAUCGCGAAAGGCCCCUUUGCGGAUAAGUAUGUCCGAAGACACCUGCGAGAAUUUAUAUCUGCCGAGGCGGGAGGAAACGAUGGCUUCGGGUUCCCAUUCUUAUUGCUUUCCAUCGCAAUUUUGCGAUACGCAGACGCACCUGCGCUGAGUGUAAAUAAGCGCGACUGGAUUGGAGCGAUGGAUACUGGUCGAUUCGGAGGAAAUGCCGGUCGCGCCUUGGCACAUUGGGCAGUGGAAGGAGUGUUAUACAUGAUAGUCAUGGGGGCUGGAUACGGGCUGCUUGUGGGCUUUGUGAGUCGGAAGAGCUUAAACUUGGCUUCAGAAAGGAGAUGGAUUGACAGAGAGAGCUUUUUCUUGUGUCCGGUUGCCAUUGGGCUAUUUGUCGUGGGGACUUGCGGCUGUUUUGGAUCAGACGAGACACUGGCUUGUUUCAUUGCUGGAUGUGCACUCAACUGGGAUGGACUAUACCAUUCCGAGGCCGAGGCCCGACAUGACUCGUUUAAUACGACUAUCGAAACCGUGUUGAAUUACGGCACAUUCCUCUUCGUUGGGGCAAUCUGCAGCGACUGGAAAGAGGCUUUGUUCAUGGGAUACUUUGGACCGAUCGGUGUGGGAGCAAUUGCUUAUGUUGAAUAUGCCCGACGAUUACUUCCCGAUCCUGGAGAGAAUGAAGAUGAUGCGGAAAUCAACCAUCUUACAUCAGCGAUGAUACCAGUUGUAUACUGGCUUGUAUGCUUCUCGAUUGUAGUUCACGGCCUCUCAAUACCGGCCUUGAACUGCAUAUACAAAUUACUGAGAGUGCCCGUCAUUCAAGACCACCCGGUUGAAGUCCAGCUUCUCUCUGAAAAUGAACCGGUCCCUAACAACAGCGUGGUCAACCGACGGGGGCAUUCAAUGGUGCUGAACAACCGAUUCUCUUGCCACUCUGAUGAGACUGAAACCUCCCUUUCAAGUCACCAUCGACACGAAGAACCCGAUAUUAUCAUGUUACGACCGGGUCGUCAACACUGUCCAGGGUCACCGGCGGGAUCGUCAAUCAAGGGGUCCUCACACCAAGUUGAAUGUGAAGCGAGGGAAAUGGUUUGA